UCUAUGGUUUUAGAAACAAAAAAUGAAUAAUGCUUUAGAGAAAAUAUAUACAACAUCUGUCAAAAUAACAGAAAGUUAAUACAAAUAAAAUUAUCAUGAGAUUGCUAUAUAAUAUUCAAUUUACCACCUUAUGGAAAAAAUGUAUAUACAAUAAUCCAAUAAACACGUGUUACUUGUAUACGUAGUAUACUUCAUAUGUAAUAGGAACAGUACGAUUUUGCAAAUAGUUUUAAUUGUAUUUGUGUAGAUUUUAUCGUGCUAAAAUUUUUAUUCACUUUCUACAUGAAUCACGUAAGCUGACGAAAAAGAAGAAAUCCAUGAAACAGUAUACAUCGAAAUGAUUGAGUUAUGUACAAAAAAACGAAUGUUAAUUGGCAUAACAUUAUUAGGAGGAUUAACAAUAUUGGUAUUAAUUGUUGAAAGUCAUUGGACUGAUAAUUCUAAUAAACUUUAUUUGGAGAAUUUUGAAAAUAAUACAAGAUGUGUUUCCGGAGAUGAAUAUGAAAUAACAUCAGAAUGUCAUCCAUGUUCUGCUUUUGAAAUAGCAAGUAAAAGUAUCGAUGUGUGCAUUCAUGCCAGAUACAAGGAAGUUUUAAAAUGUAAAAGUGGAGAAGCUAUAACAAGAAGUUGUGACAGGGUAGCUUGGUUAGAAGAAAGAGCAUUUUGGAAGUUUGAAGCAUUUAUGUUUCUUUUGGCAUUAACUUCAUGUAUUAGUGUUUAUUGGAGAGAAAAUGUGCUGAGACAAAGGAUAAUAAGAAAAGUGGCUAGACAAUUAAGAGCUAGCGUAUAACUAGCAUUUGAUAAAUAGCUUUUUUUAUUUCUUUUAUUCAUGUUAUGAACUUUGGGAUAAUUCAAAAAAAUGAAUGAAGCUUAUUUAGAAGUAUAUUCUUUGAAAGAAUUAUGUCUAGCCCCUAUAGAAACAAUAAUAACAUUGUUUACUGUAAAAUAUUGUGAAUCUAAAAUUAAUAUUAAGCUUGUACCAAGUAAACAAAAACUUCUUGAACGAGCAUACACUAUAGAUAUUUCCACUUUUGUAUAUGAAAUAAUAGAUUUAAAUAAAAUUCCAUAUCCUGCAAUUUCAUGUGAAUUGCCAAUUAUCGUUAUAAAUAAAGCUAGUUGCAUCGCAGGUCUUUGCGCGAUAUUACGACAAAUAAUUAAAGAUGUCGCGGCAGAAUGCCCAACACAUUAUUGUCGGAAAUUGUUAGGAUUCAAAGAUUCUUGUCUAACCGCUUGUUCAGAAGCAAGUGUUUGGACGAAAUUUUGCGAAGUAGAUUUAAUUCUGACUGUAAAAUUUUUACAUACGGAUGAUGCAAUGCAAAAUAAAUUGCCUUCCAGUAUGGCAAGAUUUGAGCGACAUUUGUCGCAACCAGUUAGAUUACACAAUCUGUAUAAAUAUAUUAUGUCUAAAAAAUAUUCAGAUGAAAAUAUAAUUUCGCAAAACGGAACACUAGAACAUACAUAUGCUGAAGGUUCAUACAUGACCUUGGCAGAUAUAAUUAUAUUUGUAUGUACUCAUAUUUUAUUAACUGUAUUUUCGAAUGAAACAGUAAUGAAAUUACUUCCAUUGACUGAUAAAUGGUACAAAAGAAUGCUUAAAAAUCAAAUUAUAUCCAAUUGUCUUGAAUGUUUGCCAUUGUUAAAAAAUCAAGAUAUAAAUAAGUUCAAUUAUACACUUCCUGAUGUAGCAAAUGAAAGUCUGCAUCAAAGAUAUAAACCAAAAAAUCGAAUUUAUACAAAGCAAGAAGAUGUGGAGCACUCGUUACGAUUAUUCAAAACCUUAAACAUACAAACUAAAUUCGAUUUGAAACCAUUUGGUGCGGAAUUAGAUCUUGAUUGGUCUUUAGUUCCAUAUGAUGCCACUCCAGAAGGUGGUUCUUUGCCACCUUCGCGUUUAGAAAAGAAGCAUGAGCAAUUACAAAAUAUGUGUAAGCCUGUUAUAAAAUUGGCAAAAAAAGGAGAUAUAAUUGUAGAUUUUUGUUCUGGUAGUGGUCAUUUAGGUAUCUUAGUUGCGCAUCUUUUGCCGUAUUGUACUAUAAUAUUAUUAGAAAAUAAGGAGAAAUCGUUGAAUAGAGCUAAAGAAAGAGUGAAUAAAUUAAAAUUAUCAAAUAUAAAAUUUUAUCAAUGUAAUUUAGACUAUUUUAAAGGUCACUUCGACAUUGGUAUGUCAUUACAUGCAUGUGGAGUCGCAACUGAUUUAGUUAUAAAACAAUGCAUCAAAGAAAAAGCUAUCUUCGUAUGUUGCCCUUGCUGUUAUGGAUCAUUGCAUAAUUGUGAUCAUUUGAAAUAUCCAAGGAGUGAUAUUUUUAGGGAUGAAAUAGAUAAGGAAAGUUAUAUAAUUCUCAGUCACGCUGCUGAUCAAACUCACGAUGAAAAAAAUAUCAAAACAAAUCAGGGAUACGAAUGUAUGACUAUUAUCGAUACUGAUAGAAAACUACAGGCUGAACAAUGUGGUUAUAGAGUGUAUCUUUCUAAAUUCAUACCGAACACAUGUACACCAAAAAAUCAUAUAUUAGUAGGUAUUCCUAAAAAAGAAAAUGUUGAAUCUGUAAGUUAAUUGUGUGUUACAUAUUUACGAUUUAUAUAUUUAUGAUAAUUUUGAAUACGAUUCGAUUUGAAACUAUUCUUGUUAUUAAAAUGAACAAUUUUCAAUAAAGAUACGUUUACUUACCUAAAAAAUAAA
Messenger RNA from Apis cerana (Asiatic honeybee), 2680 nucleotides. It is a transcript of the gene JTBR, whose product is annotated as jumping translocation breakpoint protein JTBR. Lineage: Eukaryota; Metazoa; Arthropoda; Insecta; Hymenoptera; Apidae. Gene Ontology annotation, biological process: mitotic cytokinesis. The record is from RefSeq and is a predicted model, not a curated record. Gene Ontology annotation, cellular component: cytoplasm; midbody; membrane.